AUGGCGCAUCCACCUCCUGACAAGUGUCCUGCCAACCCUGCUUCGGCGGCGACGUGUCCAGUCGCCCAUGACGCUCCGGUUGCUCCGACCCCAGCGGCCGCCACGGGUCGGGGUGACCCCCCAGAGUGGGUGGACGAUGGCACUCGCACCGCGAUCCCACAACCGCCUGAGCGCCUGCUGGUCGGUAACCUACUCGAUAUCGAUCGACAGGAGGCGAUCCAGUCUCUGCGCCGCCUCGCCCACCUCUAUGGCCCAAUCUUUCAGCUGCGCCUGAUCAAGCUCGUCUGCUUCGCCUCUUCCCGCGUCAUCGUCAACCAGUUAUGCGAUGAAAACAAGUUUGAGAAGAUGCUGAGUUCUGCCCUUGUCCAAGUUCGGUCCUUUGCCGGCGACGGUCUGUUCACGGCGUACACGGGGGAGCACAACUGGGACCUUGCGCACCGUAUCCUUGUCCCAGCGUUUGGGCCCCUGGCUAUUAAGAAGAUGCAACCCAUGAUGAUGGAAAUCAUCUCGCAAAUGCUGCUCUUCUGGGAGCACCACGCCGGACAGCCGUUCGAGGCCGCCGACCAAUACACCCGCCUUACCUUUGACACGAUCGGCUGGUGUGCGUUCCGCUACCGCUUCAACUCGUACCACACCGAGAAGAUGCACCCGUUUAUCAACAUCAUGGUCGACCUUCUCCUCGAGUCUGGCAACCGCGGCCACCGCCCUGGUCUCAUCCAAGCCUUGAUGUUUAACAGCGAGCUCAAAUACCAAGAGAACAUCAAGGAGCUUCAUCGGCAGUGCGACGAGAUUGUGGCUGCUCGCAAGCGUGACCCGGAUCCGGACGCGCAUGACCUACUCAACAACAUGCUUCUCGACAAGGACCCCAAGACGGGAGAGAAGCUGUCGGACGAGAAUAUCCGCAACCAGAUGGUUACAUUCCUCAUCGCCGGCCACGAGACGACCUCUGGUUUGCUCAGUUUCGCGACCUACUAUCUCCUCAAGAACCCUCGUGUGCUCAUCAAGGCCCGUGAGGAGGCAGACAAGGUUCUCGCCGAGGCCGGCGGGAACCUCAACCACAUGAACUCAGCGAGUCUCGUUUACAUUGACGCUAUCUGCAAGGAGACUCUGCGCCUCCAGCCGACCGCCCCCGCGUUCACGGUCACGCCGAAGAGCAAGGAGGGUGAGAUCCUGCCUGGCGGCUACGAGAUCCCCCAUGGCCAGGGAGUCACUGUACUCCUCCACGAACUUCAGCGCGAUCCAGAAGCAUGGGGCGAGGACGUCAAUGACUUCCGUCCCGAGCGCUUCCUCGAGGCUCCCAUCCCCAAGAAUGCCUGGAAGCCAUUCGGCAACGGUGCACGUGGCUGCAUCGGUCGUGGCUUCGCCAUGCAGGAGGCUGUGCUCGCCAUCGCUCUCAUUGUCAACCGCUUUGACCUCGAGAUGGCCAACCCAAGCUAUGACCUGGGCAUCAAGCAAACUCUCACCAUCAAGCCCAAGGACUUCUUCAUUGUCGCUCGCCCACGCAAGGACCGUCACCAGAGCCUCCUCUCCGAGCUCAUUGCCGGCGGCACCGCCACCGCUGCUGGCGAGGACGAAUCCAAGAAGACGCCUGUUGCUGCCGGCACUGCCAAAGCGGGUGGCAGCAAGCUGUAUGUUCUCUUCGGGUCCAACUCGGGUUCGUGUGAAGGCCUUGCCCACGAUAUUGCUCGUGACGGCUCCCGCCGUGGAUUUGACGUUACCCUCGGUGACCUUGACACUGUUGCCGGCACAGGCAAGCUGCCGACCGACGGCCCUGUUGUCAUCUGUACAGCAAGCUACGAGGGUCUGCCGACCGACAACGCACGCAUGUUCUAUGCUUCGCUCCGUGCCGACAGCAAGGACACCAUGAAGGGUGUCAAGUUCUCCGUCAUGGGAGCCGGUCACCACGAUUGGGCCACCACGUUCCACAAGGUCCCGACGUACAUCGAUGAGCGACUUGAGGAGCUCGGCGGCGAGCGCCUCCUGCCACUCCACAAGGCGGAUGCCGGAGGCGACAUCGUCGGAGACUUUGAGGAGUACCAGACCGAUCUCUGGGCCAAGCUCGGCGGUGACUCGAGUGGUGCUUCGGCCACUGCGACGGCAGCAGCGGUCCCCGCUGCCGACACUGGUGCCGGUGGCAAGCCCAGUCUCCCCGUCCGCAUUGUGCCCCGCUCGGCCAACGCCGCUGCCCAGCGUGUAGCGGCUGGUAUUGACAGUGUCGGCACUGUCUCGUCACAGGAUGUCCUUGUCAACGUCAGUGCCGAUCACCCGCAGAUGAACAGUAUCACCAUCAAGCUCCCCGAGGACCAGACGUACCACGCUGGUGACUACCUCGCUGUUCUCCCCAAGAACCCAGUUCAGGCAGUCGAACGUGUUGUCAAGCACUUUGGUAUCCAAAAGGACGACAACAUUGUCCUCUCCCUCCCCGGAUCGUUCCUGCCGAACGAUACGCCCAUCAAUGUCUCGGACCUGCUCAGCGAGUACGUUGAGCUCGGCCAGCCAGCUUCCAAGACACUCCUUCCCAAGUUGGCGAACAUGUGCACCGACUUGAAGGAGCGUGAGGCAAUCAAGGCUCUCGAGGACGACUAUGUUGAAAAAGUCACAAAGGCGCGUCUCUCCCUCGUCGACAUUCUGGAGAAGUACAAGUCGUGCGCGGCGCCACUGGACUUCUUCCUCGCCAACCUCCCAAAGAUGAAAAUCAGGCAGUACUCCAUCUCUUCUACUCCCCUCGACAGCUACGACACGGUCAGUCUCACGUUUACGGUCCACACGGUCCCCAGUGCCGACGGCAAGACCUACUACCCCGCCGGCGUGGCCAGCAACUACAUUGCCUUCCUCAAACCCGGCGACAAACUUUUAUGCGCCGUCAAGGCCAGUGCCGAAUUCCACCUGCCGACCGACCUCGCCACGCCCGUGGUCAUGUUCACGGCGGGAUCGGGCAUUGCCCCCUUCCGCGGUUUUGUCAUGGAGCGUGCGCUGCAGAAGGAGGCCGGGCGCAAGAUUGGCCCCAUGGUCCUGUACUACGGCUGCCGCACCGAAGACGACAUGGUCUACCGCGCCGAACUGUGCAAGUGGGUCAAGGACGGCGUGCUCGACCUGCGGCCCGUCUUCUCGCGCUCCACGGCCCAACCAACCAGCUUUGCCGGCACAAACACGACCAUUGUUCCUGGAGCGAAAUAUGUCCAGCACCGCGUGUGGGAGGAACGCAAGCAAGUGGAGGACCUGUUCCACGCCGGCGCCCAGUUUUACACGUGCGGCUCUGGCGCCAAGCUCGGUGCCGACCUCCGCAAGACUCUGGUCGACAUCAUUGGCCAGACGAAGAAGUGCCAGGAGGCUGGAAAUGACCCGCAAAAGGUGUACGAGAAACUUGCGCAGAACAGGUACAAGACGGACGUGUUCCUGUGA
Molecule: messenger RNA, 3402 nt
Organism: Apiotrichum porosum
Lineage: Eukaryota; Fungi; Basidiomycota; Tremellomycetes; Trichosporonales; Trichosporonaceae
Exons: 2
Coding region: 1-3402 (1133 amino acids)
Cellular component (GO): cytosol
Molecular function (GO): flavin adenine dinucleotide binding; iron ion binding; NADPH-hemoprotein reductase activity
Source: RefSeq, a predicted model, not a curated record